This is a messenger RNA of Dermacentor albipictus, 2210 nucleotides long. RefSeq names its product D-beta-hydroxybutyrate dehydrogenase, mitochondrial-like. Gene Ontology annotation, molecular function: oxidoreductase activity. NCBI's taxonomy places the organism in Eukaryota, Metazoa, Arthropoda, Arachnida, Ixodida, Ixodidae. Gene Ontology annotation, biological process: steroid metabolic process. Gene Ontology annotation, cellular component: intracellular membrane-bounded organelle. The record is from RefSeq and is a predicted model, not a curated record.
GCUCGCAGAAGCCGCGCCGCGUCUUUUUACGCACACCUUAUACAUUCGCCGUCACGCAGGGCGUGUUGUUGUUCGCUAACGUGCGGAUCCGGUCGCCGACUCCAACCUGCCAUAUCAAGGGCACGUCUUAUCGGCUAGCGACCGCCUAUCGGUUUCUUCCGUCGAGCGAGAGCGAUCCGACCAGCCGUGUAACGAAUUUCCUCUAGGUGGCGCUGGCGCACCGCGGCGCUCGCAGAGCAGACGCCGAUGCGUGCAUAAGGAGUUACGAAAACUGGACCGCGUGUUCGCAUUCGUACUGUAGGGCUGUAGUUUCUUACCACGCGAGCGGCUGUCAACGCGUACGGCAGAAGCCGCGAAGUCGGUUGCGAGUCGGCCCAGUCGGGCGGCGGAGACCAUGCUGCUGCGCGUAUUCGAGCCGGUGAGCCGUCUGGUACGGUGGCUAGUACGUCUGCGUGUACGUCUGCUGGCGUCUUUCGUCUUCGGCUGGCUACCGGUCGGCCGCGAACGACUCGCGGGCGAAGGCAGGCGGGUGCUGGUGAGCGGCUGCGACUCCGGCAUCGGCCUGCGGCUCGCGCAGAGGCUCCACUGCGCCGGCUACCGGGUGCUGGCGGGCUGCCUGAACGCCGACAGCGAGGGCGCCCGGCACCUGGCGACGCUGCGCGACGGCGAGUGUCCGGUGCAGGUGCUGCCGCUGGACGUCACCAGUGACCGGAGCGUCCAACGGGCUCUCCUCCAGGGACAGGUGCCGGAGAAAGGCCUGUGGGGGCUGGUGAACAACGCGGGAGUGUGCGUGCUCGGCGAGUUCGAGUGGAUGACACCGGAGCAGGUGGAGCGCACCAUGGCCGUCAACCUGUUGGGCACCCUACGGCUCACCAAGGCCUGCCUGCCCUUCAUCCGACGGAGCAAAGGGCGCGUGGUGAGCCUGAGCACCGUGGUGUCGGCGGCGCCCAGCUUCCCCUGCAUGGCCGCCUACUACGUCAGCAAGGCUGCCGUCGAGUCAUUCAGCCGCUGCCUGCGCCUCGAGCUGGCCCGGCACGGAGCGCACGCGAUCGUCGUCCGGCCCGGCGACCUGGUCAAGCACACGGCGCUCAUGGACCACCAGGCCGACGAAAACCAGGCUAUGUGGGAGUCCAUGGACAAGGAGCAGCGUCUCGCUCACGGGCCCCACCUGGCGGGCUUCGCGCGCGGCUGCCGGUCGAAGCAGGGCGCGCUGUCUCCCGGUCGGCUCGACGACAGCCCGCUGUUCGGCCACAUCGAGCACGCGCUGGGCUCCCGGCGGCCGCGCGCCCUCUACGUGAGCGACAGCGGCCUGUGGCCGCUGUUCCUGCGCGCGCUGGCCCUGCUGCCCACGGCGGCGUCGGACGCGCUGUGGGCGCUCUACUACAUCUUCCUCGGGCGCCUCGGCGGCGACAGAGCGUCUUAGGAUGCGCGUGUGUCUGUAUUUUGCACUGUGUGGUCCGUUUUGGAGAGAGAGAGAAAGAAAGAAAACGUUUUUCUUCAACGACAAAAAAAGAUGCGGGAAGAUUUUUUUAUCGGUGUUUCGUCCGACUCCUAGCGUAGUGGAACGAGCCAUAGCCUGACGUGCGACUACUCCAGGUGCAAGGUAACUUCUGAGCAUCAGUUGUGUACCUGCGCCCACGGCAUACGACGUCCAACGCCUCUCGCUCCGGAACAACUUAGCCCGGCUGGACUGGAGACCAUUUUUCCGAGUCAAGGAUACUCGGGCCGUGGCCACAUCUUUCGGUGGCGCCAAUAGCCAUUCGCGCGGUAGUGUACUUUGUUAAGUGCAUCGAGUGACCGUUUGCAUAGUCCCGUGCAUCCGCCCGCAUGCACGCAUUGUUCACUGUCCCUCUCUUUUACAAUUCUAUUCCCCCUCCCAUUAACCCCAGUAUAGGGUAGCAGACCUAACGCUCGUCCAGUUGGCAUCGCUGCCUUUCCUUCUGUUGCAUUCUGUCACUUCUGGCGGUGUCUCUUUGUCACCGAGGCAGCACUAUCCACAAGGUCUUCAACAGCGAGGUGUGCGGGCGCUUACGGCCGUGAACUCGCUCGUACCUUUCUGGAGGAAUGAGUGACGCGCUGUUGACUCCGCGAUUGGACGCAGUCAUCAGCGUAUACAGUGGUGACAAUACGAGAGAGAGUGGUGUAGUCAGAGUGAGUGAGUGAGUGAAAACUUUAUUGAGCUCUAGUAAUUGUGUUCUGCGGCUGGGGUG